AUGUCCGGCAAGAUCACACACGCGACCAUCAAGGAUGGCUGGUUCAGAGAGAUCUCUGAGAUGUGGCCGGGCCAAGCCAUGACUCUCAAGGUUGAGAAGGUGCUCCACCACGAGAAGAGCCAAUACCAAGAUGUCCUCAUCUUUAAGUCGACCAACUACGGCACCGUCUUGGUUCUUGACAACGUCAUUCAAUGCACCGAGCGCGACGAGUUCUCCUACCAGGAGAUGAUCACACACCUCGCCAUGAACUCUCACCCCGACCCCAAGAAGGUGCUCGUCAUCGGUGGUGGUGAUGGUGGUGUCCUCCGCGAGGUUGUCAAGCACGAAUGCAUCGAGGAGGCUAUUCUCUGCGAUAUCGAUGAGGCCGUCAUCCGUCUUUCUAAGGAGUACCUCCCCGGUAUGGCCGAGGGUUUCAAGCAUCCUAAGGUCAAGGUACACGUCGGUGACGGCUUCAAGUUCCUAAACGACUACAAGAACGCAUUCGACGUUAUCAUCACCGAUUCCUCGGACCCAGAAGGCCCCGCUGAGAGCCUAUUCCAGAAGUCUUACUUCCAGCUGCUACACGACGCUCUGCGUCCCGGCGGUGUUAUCACUACUCAAGGUUCCGAGAACCAAUGGCUCCACCUGUCGCUCAUUACCAAGCUAAAGAAGGAUUGCCGUGAAGUUUUCCCCGUCGCCGAGUACGCCUACACCACCAUCCCCACCUACCCCUCGGGCCAGAUUGGCUUCAUGGUCUGCACCAAGGACGCCGAGCGCGACGUUAAGGUACCUGUCCGCCAGUGGAGCAAGGAGGAUGAGGAGCGCCUGUGCAAGUACUACAACGCGGACAUCCACAAGGCUAGCUUCAUUCUGCCUACUUUUGCGGCUAAGGCGCUGCAAUAG
Messenger RNA from Hypoxylon trugodes, 882 nucleotides. Its product is annotated as spermidine synthase. Gene Ontology annotation, molecular function: spermidine synthase activity. Gene Ontology annotation, biological process: spermidine biosynthetic process. The transcript is spliced from 5 exons. Gene Ontology annotation, cellular component: cytosol. Lineage: Eukaryota; Fungi; Ascomycota; Sordariomycetes; Xylariales; Hypoxylaceae. The coding region runs from base 1 to 882 and encodes 293 amino acids. The record is from RefSeq and is a predicted model, not a curated record.